Messenger RNA from Prorocentrum cordatum, 4025 nucleotides. Lineage: Eukaryota; Dinophyceae; Prorocentrales; Prorocentraceae. The record is from the annotation of a GenBank genome assembly.
GCCUGCCGAUCGGAUGGAACCGUGGGCCCACGCACCUGUUCAGGAACUCGUCCCAGGGCCCGCUGCACCGCGAGGAGAUCUUGCGGCUCCAGUCGGAGGGCGCUGAGCUGGCCUUGCAGGAGAGGCGCGGCUUGGGCCUUGCCGCUUCGCCGCCGCUGCCGCCGCCCGCGGGCGCGCCUCCGCCGCUGGCGCUGGAGGGCGCGCCGAGCUCGGGCGAAGGAGGGCGGCGGUACUCGGAGAACCGCGGUGGUGCUCGGCUGGGCGAACGCGUCGGCGACGCGGAGCUGGAGGCAGGCUGCCAUCGAGGAGAUCGCGGAGUGGCUCUGAUGGGCGACGUCUUCGUGGCCUGCUCCUUCUUCAGGCCGGGCCAGCAGAUGCCCGCGCCUAGGGAAGUGGAGGCGGCGGAGCCUGCGUCCAACGAGCUGCGCACCCUCCCGGUGAAGUACGAGACGGCCAGCCAGCGGCAUCGCUCCUACAAGGAGGCCGCAUCGCUGACCACGACGACGGCGUUCGAGGACUGGCCGAUCAGCGGCCCGAGGACGGCGGAGUGGCUGGCGCGGGAGAUCGCUCGGCAGGAGCUGACGCCCGUGCGCCGCCACUUCUGGUGGAGACAGCUGCUGGGCUUGGGCCCCAGCGACUGGGGCGUCGGGGAGCACGAGUCCUUGAGCCGGCUUUUCGAAUACGCUCUGACGUACGAACAGCUGAACUUCGGCGAGCUGGCGUCGCUGGAGCUUGCAGGCAGGCGCUACCAGCUGCUCGAGGAGAGGCACGCCCGCAUGCUGAUCGCGGCGACGGCGGGUGGCGACAGCGGCCAUCUCGACAACGACAGGCUGUUCAUGGGCGAGGAGGGCCGCCAUGGCCGCGCGCUCGUGGCGCCUGCGCUAGAGUCCUGGAUCUCCCAGAAGCUGUCCGAGGAGAGCGCGGUGCUCAUGGAGCGCCGCAAGGCGAAGGAGGAGCGGCAGCUGGCCCGCUCGGCCGAUGUUGCUCCAGGUGCUGGCAGCGGCAAGAACGACGAGAAGCCCCCCAGGCGCCCGAAGAAGAAUGGUGGCGGGCCCGGGGGUGGCGCCGCUGGAGCUGCCACGGGCGGCGGAGGUGAAGGCCUAGACUGGGCUCGGGACUUGCUGCCGCUGCCAUCUGGGCGCUGCCUGGCUGAUCUCCUCGAGGGACUCUCGCCAGCUGGCCUGGGUGUGUCGCGCUGUGCGGAUCGGCGGCGCUCGCGCCGACGGGCUGCUGAGGCGCGGCUGCAGGGCGGCAUCUCGACGCUCGACGUGCUGGGCGGCCGCGGCGAGGAGUGGGGCCCCAAAGUGCUGCCAGGUGCUAUCCAGCGCCAGGCUGCGGCCAGCUUGGCCCGGGCCUACUUUGCCGUGCCGCCGCCGCCCGACGACCUCACCGCCUCGGGAGCGUGGUCUGCGCUUCGGGGCUGCGGUUCCGGCUGCGCCGUUGCAGGUGUUGUCGCCGGAGAGUUCGCGACCUACCAGCGCGGCAGGCUUGCCCCGCCAGCGGUCGGUAACCAGGCGAUCGACCUCGUCAGUUGCCUGCCCGACCACUACCAGAAGUUGCUGGUGGCGGACGAGUUGGGCCCUGCGAUGGAUCCCAUCCUGGCGAGGUCGCCCAGCAAGUACGCCGAGUUUUUGGUGUCAGCAUACGAAUCGGGUGUCGUCGAGCCGGCGACUGAGGUUCGCAGUUUUGUGGGAGUCUUCUUUGUGCGUAAGAAGGACGGCUCGUUGCGGAUCAUCUUCGAUCCUCGACAGACGAAUUUACAGUUUGUACCUCCAGAUGGUGUCGCUCUGGCUUCUCCUGAGGCCCUGGGUGAUCUUGAGUUACCUGCAGGCCAGCGGUUGUGGGUCAGUGAGGGCGAUGUCGAGAACUGCUACUACCAGUUCCUGCUGCCUGACGACCUGAGGGCCGACUUCGCGUUACCUGCGGUGCCUCGGAAGCUGCCGCCGCGAAGCCUGCGCCGCCUGUUCCCGCCCGGGGACGACUUCGUUCACUUCCAGGUGCGCGCGGCGCCGAUGGGCCGGAGCUGGGCCGUGGCGCUGGUGCAGGCGGCGAACGCGGAGCUGCUGCGCGCCGGUCCGCAAGGGGCCCGCCGCUGGAUCUGCAAUCGCCGCUGCGCGCCUGCUGUCGCUGGGCGUGAGCCCGCUGCUCUCCUGCGCAUCGACAACUUCGCCUCGCUGGGAACCGUAAAGGAGACAGUCCAGCUCGACGGCGACUCGAUGGAGAGGCAGCUGAGGGGACGCGGUCUGACUACUCACGACAUCUCGGGGCCGCAAGUUCACGUGGACCUGCUCGGGUUCCACGUCGACGGGGUGAAGGGGGCGAUCCACAUCGCGCCCAAGCGGUUCUGGAGGCUAGUCAUGAGUCUGGACUACAUCCUGAAGCCCCCCCUCCUGACGGGAGCCGAGCUAGAGCGGCUGAUCGGGCACUUGACGUACGUGCUGCUGCUACGGCGCGAGGUGCUCAGCUUUCUCAGUGCAUCCUACGUCUAUGUCAGCAAGUGCCACGCUCGUCGCGUGCGGCUCAGGCCUUCGGUGCGCCGAGAGCUGACCUGGAUGCGAGCGCUGCCGCCGCUUGUGUGGGCGGAUCUGCGCGGCGCCUGGGCCCCCAGCGUGAUGGCCGUGGACGCCUCGUUGACUGGCUUGGGCGCGGUGGAGCGCUCCGCGGACCCCCGCGAGGUCGGGCGCGUCGGCCGAGUCAGAGAGCGCUGGAGGUUCAAGGAGCACGAGCUGGUGGCCGAAGGCUCGCGUGCACGCGCCUUGCGUGAAGGCGCCGUUGGCGACUCCCCGUUCCCCGACGUGCCGUCGGACUUCUGCAAGGCCGCCUCGCGGAAGACCGUGGCCUCGAGGCGGUGGCGCCAUCGUGCCCCCAUCCACCUCCUGGAGGGCGAGGCGCUGCUGUGGGCCAUGCGGCGGCAGGUGCGGCGAGUGGCGCAUCAUGGGUGCAGGUCGACAGCCUUGCCGUGGCACCGCCUCCUGGGCUCGAGCGUGUCAGGACUGGAGCUGGAGGCGGUGAGGCCCUCUACCCAGCAGAACUACUUGAAGUGCCUCAGUGGCCUUUGCAACUGGCUCGGAGUGGAGACGCUGCCCAGCUGGAGCGCGCUGGAGUGGGACGACGCACUGCUGCAGCACCUGAACGACGAGUUCGCGCAGGGAGCGCGGCCGAACAGGGCUGCGAAGCUGUUGUCGGCGGUGCUCUGGGCGCGACCGGCGCUGGGGCGGCCCCUGCGGGUGGCGCUGCCGAGGAGCAGCCGGGCGCUGCUGGGCUGGAAGCGCAAGCGGCCUGGCCACUCUCGGCCGCCGCUCCCUUGGCUGGUGCUCUGCGGCGUGCUGGAGAUCCUGCUGCUGAAGCGGGAGGUGGCGAUGGCGUGCGCUCUCUGCCUCAUGUUCCACUGCUACCUUCGGCCCGGAGAGCUCCCGGCGAUGAAGGCGUUUCAGCUGGUGCCGCCGGCUGCAGGGCUGCAGGGCGGGUUUCGCUGGUGGACGCUGUUGCUUCACCCAGAGGAGCUGCUGGUGCCCAGCAAGGCUGGCGAGCUGGACGACUCGCCGCCGCUGGACGCGCCCGUGCUCCAGUGGCUUACGCCCGCGCUCAGGGAUCUGAAGGCGCGGUCGGAGCCUCGCGAGCCGCUGUGGAGAUUCGGCUACGCGCAGCUGCGCGAGGAGCUCGAGGCCGCGCUGGCGGCGCUGGGACUUCAAAGCCUCGGUGCCACGCCGUAUUGCAUACGGCACGGAGGAGCAAGCCACGAUCGAAUCGUGGGAAGGAGGUCGCUCGAGGAGGUGGCCAAGAGAGGCAGGUGGCGAGCUCGCCUGUCCGUGCGGAGGUACGAGAAGCACGGCCGCCUGGCGCUGCAAGUGGCGAAGGUGCCGCCCGUGGUGCAGGAGCGGCUGCGACUCAGCACGCAGAGGCUGCCGCAGCUGUUCGCCAAUUGCUCAACGCGACGCGCCACAGAGUGCGCCUGGGGCGAGAGAGGGUCGCCGUCGAGGUCUUCGCUGGGCCAGGCCGCCUCGCCUCGGCGCUUCGUGCCAGAG